AUGACUUCAACAACAACAAUUUCUCUCCUACUCUUUUCCACUUCUCUAACCUUAAUGCUACUAUCCAUAGCCAAUGCUCAAGGCAGAGCCCCACAUGGACUAGCCAAUGAAUCCCCAAUGGCCUUCUCACCAUCAGCAUAUGAUUUCUUCCACCCCACCAAACAACAAACCAAUCCCAACAAAAGAGAAACACAACCCUGCACCGAGUCAAAUUGCUCCCCGCUACCUAUGGCAGCUCAAAUUGAAGCCAAUGGUGCUCAAGAAAACAAAAUGUUGACUCGACACGACAGACAGAGCAGUUUAGGAGCUGGUGGGAUUGUUGGGAUUGUGUUUGGCUUAGCAUUUGCUGUGUUACUAGCUAUGAGUGUCUACUAUGUUGUUGCUACUCGUAGAGAUAACACGAGUCGUGCUAAGCCUACCCAAACUCAAUUACCUAAUGAUGCUUGUUAAUGAUAUGUGUUCAAAGUACAAACCUGUCUUUACCUAAUGGUUUUUUCUUUGUCUAUCUAUCACUUUUAAACUCUUUAUUUUUUGUUAGUUCAAGUUAUGAUAUGUGGAAUGUAUCUAUGGAUUCAGUGUUAAUCUAGUAAUAUUAGUAUUAUUUCAUUCUUCACAGUUCA
Messenger RNA from Cannabis sativa, 620 nucleotides. RefSeq lists its product as uncharacterized. Bases 1 to 450 code for a protein of 149 amino acids. The record is from RefSeq and is a predicted model, not a curated record. Lineage: Eukaryota; Viridiplantae; Streptophyta; Magnoliopsida; Rosales; Cannabaceae. The transcript has a single exon.